CGGAUUUGUCUCAAGGAGUGAUAGUUUUCGGUCUGCAGUGGGUUGAACAACUCUAUCAUAAGUGAUUGAAAUUAUUGUUUGUAAAUAUCGCCGCGGAAAUGAAUUAUUCUUUCAAAUUCAUACUCGUUUUUGGUCUGCUGGGAUACUUACUGAUCACCACGGAUUGCGCACCCGCGCCGAACAAGGGGUUCCCUGGGGAGUGGCCGAGGAUGCCGCCGCGAGGGCAGCACGUGGACAAGCACGCCAAAUGCGUCCGUCGCUGCCGCUGUGCCUACGACGAUGUAUCCGAGGAUGAGGCCACUCUGGUCCGCUGCAUCGACAAGUGCCACGAGACCUGGUACUGGGAGAACAGGAAGUACUGGGAGAUCAAUCACGACAGGUGGCGCAGGAGACGAUCCCUCCCCAACAAAAUCAACAAGUUUUUCUCCGCAUCUUCCGCAGCCUUCAAAUUUCCGCCGUCUGGAUGAAAUAAAUUAUUGGGUCCGCGCACUGGGGAAAAAACACAUUGAAUCUAGAAUGCAGACUCUU
Molecule: messenger RNA, 528 nt
Organism: Bemisia tabaci
Lineage: Eukaryota; Metazoa; Arthropoda; Insecta; Hemiptera; Aleyrodidae
Source: RefSeq, a predicted model, not a curated record